AUGGAUCGCUCGGAAGAUCGAUCUGAAAUUGUGUUUUUUGACGUUGAAACUAUCUACUCCACUUCUGUCAUCGUGGAGUUCGGAGCCAUCUUGGUUUGCCCCAAGACGCUGACGGAGCUCCGACAACCCUUCUCCACACUGGUCCGACCCGUCAACCCUUCCCUCAUCCCCGCCGUGUUCAACCGUAGCAAUGGCAUUACUCGAGAUGCUCUUGCCGGUGCUCCUACUUUCACCGCGGUUUAUGAGCUUCUUCAUGAACGGGUUUGGGCGGGUCAUAACAUCUUAAGAUUCGACUGUGUUCACAUCAGAGAGGCAUUUAGUGAGAUCAAUCGGCCGCCACCUGAGCCCAGAGCUACUAUUGACUCCUUGCCUUUGUUGACUCAGACUUUUGGAAGGAGGGCUGGUGACAUGAAGAUGGCCAGUCUUGCAACAUAUUUUGGGCUUGGACAACAGAGACAUAGGAGCUUAGAUGACGUUCGGAUGAAUCUGGAAGUUAUCAAAUAUUGCGCAACUAUAAUGUUCUUGGAAUCAAGUUUUCCAGAUAUACUUAAAAUGAAUAGUUGGGUUUCUGCAAACACUACUGCAAGAAAUGGUAGUAAUGGAAUAUCAUUACCAGACAGAGGCUUGUCAGAUAUGAAAAUGAAAUCCAUACUAUUACCACCUGUUCCAGAUCAAUGUAUGGAGGGAAAACGUCCAAUAUAUCAAAUUGCAAUGUGCGGCUCAAAAGUCUCUGAAUCAAAUGCGGUAUAUGCUAAUGAAUCAUGUCUUCCAGAUGUAUUCAUAGUGGAUGGCUGGGUUUCUCCAAGCGUUGCUACAACAAGUCGCAGUAUGGGAAAAUCUUUACGAGAUGCGGGCUUACCAGAUAUGAUAUCACCCGUUGCAGAUCAGUGUAAUGAGGAAAACCCUCCAACAUCUCCCAAUAUUGCAGUGUGCAACUCCGAAGACUCCGAUGAAUUAGAAAUAGUGGAUGCUAAUCUUGUCCAACAGCAAAUUUUUGGCUUUCCUCUUGGUGAAGAAAUAAUAAAGAGAGAAUUGACUAAACCACCAAUGUCUUCUCCAGCUACUUUAUUUGAGGCUAGCAGCAGCGCGACUUUUGUCGUUUUGAAGCCCCAUGAAAUUCCUAUCUCUAGCCUCACAGCAUCUCUUGUUCAAUCGUAUCAUGGCACUCUAAGGAUACAACUAUUGCACAAUAAUUUUCCUUCCCAGCUUUCUUGUGCCGAUCUCAAAAUCCGGUUUGGAAAAAAUUGCGUGUAUAAUAAUGCAGGCCGACCGAAGUUGAGCUUUGGGGUUUAUCUAUCGGAAACCUUAUGCGAGGUUCUUGAAGCUUGUGAUGCUGUUGCUCUCAGUUUAUUUUUGGAGUCUGGAAGUAGCUCUGGUUGGAGACCACUUGUUACCAGAAAGGAGGGCUUCUUCAAUUAUCCCACUGUGAGGUUACAUUAA
Molecule: messenger RNA, 1440 nt
Organism: Prosopis cineraria
Lineage: Eukaryota; Viridiplantae; Streptophyta; Magnoliopsida; Fabales; Fabaceae
Product: protein NEN3-like
Exons: 6
Coding region: 1-1440 (479 amino acids)
Molecular function (GO): nucleic acid binding; 3'-5' exonuclease activity
Source: RefSeq, a predicted model, not a curated record